AAGUACAACUUAGCGUAAAACAAGGAGUCAAAGAUACUCAACCUUACAAAAUUUAAUUUCUUGGUAGUAAUAAGUUAUGCGAAGAGUUUAGCUGUACAAAAAGACAGGCACACAUACACAUUAACUUCAAUCUUAAAUAGUAAUAUCACUGAUUAUAUUAAAGCUGAUCAGCUUUUUUAAGCUUUAAUCUUUUAAACUAUUUCUACAACUUAUUUUCUCAUCAACGACCCAUACUUGUACAGUAUAAAACUAAAUCCUGAUUCACACUCCUUACCAAUUGGUGGCGAUAACUCGCCAUUCUGUUGUUUGCCAAAAGCCAAUAAAACACACAAAGAAGAAGAAACGGCCAGCUUUUUGCUUCUGUCGAGUCCAGACGCUCCCUUCAGCGCAGUGCAUUGUGGGUAUGGAAUUCCCUAGGCCGAAGGAAGCCAGUGCGCAGGUCCGAAGGAAACUCCAUGAUUUUUUUGGCACGAAAUCCUGCAGAAAAUAGGAACUUGAAACGGGGAUUAAUGGAAACGGGGAAUUACUUAAAGCGCAGUGAAUUUUUAACUCUGUUUUCGCGUACUUAAGAAGCUUAUUGUGGUUUUGACGCUUUGAAUGAGACAAUCGGCUCGUCCUCGCGCGACUGAGAUCCGCUCGAAAUUUCAGCUGAUUUCUGGCGACAAUGCAUCGGGCGCAAUAAAACCCCGCUAGCGUUAUUGCUCUUUGUUUUUAGGCAGGACGGACGGAUGGCGCAGACGGAGAAGAGGUAGGAAAGUGCCUGGGAAACAGUUUAGUGCCAUCCUCAGUGUUCACUGAAGCAGCAGUCGGAGCUAAAGGCGGUCCGGAGGCUCCGCUAUCUCUCUGCUCUGCCUCAGCGCGGCUAACAAGCAGCAAAACUUCGUAAACACAGGAGGAGAUUGUGACAGAGGGCUUUCCAAACCCGAGAGUCCACCAGGAUAAAGAGAAGAGAGGACUGCCUGUUUCGGCAAGGUUUGAGUGCAGUUGUGUUGAGCGCUGGCGACACUACCAAGGAUGUUUUCAGUGGGGUGGAUUUCAUGGAUGGUGCUGAUCCUGGCUAAAUAAAGAUGAAAAGGAGCUGGAUGCAUGUGAGCCAAAAAUGACUGGGGGCAGUGAGAAGGCAGCAGGAAAAAAAGAUGGUGGUCCGACACUCACCGCUCAGGUCCCUGUUGGUUGGCAGAGAAAGGUGGAGGAUGGGGCUGUGGCUUACAUUAGCCCAAGUGGUACAGUUCUGUGUUCAGUGGAAGAGGUGAGGGUGUAUCUGUUGACAGAUGGCACAUGUAAGUGUGGACUAGAAUGCCCACUUGUCCUUCAUAAGGUUUUCAACUUCGACUCUGCUGCAGGGGUUCCUGCUCAGAGUCAUCAGUCAGGGAAGGUGGAAGAAGAUAUGACCAAACUGUGCAACCAUCGCAGGAAAGUGGUCGCCAUGGCUGCCCUGUGUCGGAGUAUGCAGGCUUCCCAAUUACCAUUACCAGCUCAUGGCUCAGGGAGCAGUGCGUGCUUGGUGGAUGGGAAGGAUAAGAGAGGGUCUAUAGGGGCCCGAGGAGAUGUAACCCACCGCACUUACACAACUCAGCUGACGCUAAACCAGGCCAGACCCAGCAGCAGUGGCAGCUUUCCCGUACCAUCGCCUCUCGCUCUUCAGAAUGGAUCUGUAUCUCACACCAACUCCAUACUGACGCCUGAUCCGAGCUCGCCCUUAAAGAAGACUUCUGCCCAGUCCCCAGGGCCCAGCAUAGCUGUUUAUGGGAAACAGCAGUGGAGCCCUCACCCUGCCCUUAGCCAAUCCAGCCUCCAAAGAGCACCAUCCAAGCCAGUCUCUCCCAGCACUACAAAAUUAGACACGACCCACACGUACCAGACAGACUCUUCCAUUCUCGUGACAUUUUCUUCACCAACAACUUCUUCAUCUUCGCCUGUGAUUGCCAGGGCAGGACAGUCUCAUGUACAGGGAACGGUUGUGAAAUCAUCAUCUCCUCUUUCUCUCUGUCCAUCCCCUUCUCGUGCUCAGGACACUUUCUCCCCUCACCAGCGAUCUCGUCACUCCUCCACGUCAUCUCUCUCUGAGGGAGCUCCAGGAUCCAUGCUCGCUCAGGGCGUUAAACCUUCCUCUUCUCCUCUGCCUCCCACGCAGCCCUGCUCUUCGCCCAAACUCUCCCUACCCCCAACCAGCCCACGCAGUCGUCUAGAGGGCAUUUUGCAGCACUACAAAGACUGCAGCACCACCACCACCAACCCUGACUCUACGCAACAUCACCACACGUUCAGCGGCAAAAACAAACUCCAUCCAAUGCAAAACUCGCAGCCAGCCCAGAAUAAUUCCUGCGAUAAGAGGAAUGGACCGGUCCUAGGUUCUGCUCCAGGACUGAUUGGUCUCCCUUUGGGUCAGUUCCUGUGUCAGCAGAAGAGCCAGCAGCACAUCAGCAACUCUUUUCCAGCUAGUAGCCUCCUUUCAGCAGCUGCUAAAGCCCAGCUGGCCAAUCAGAAAAACCAGAGCCAGGGUGCCCUUCCUCUCCCAGCCUUGGACAAGGAGCAGCAGUCCAAGGUAUUAAUUAGCACUUUAAACAGUACCCUUAACACCCCUACUGCCCCAACCCAAUCAUUGACGGCUUUUUUGCUUCCUCACUCCCCCUCUCUCCCCAUGUCCAACCCUUCUCCGCCUGAAAAAACAUUACGCCGUAAACGCCAGCGCCGUUCACCCACUGUUCUUAGCAUGCUAAAAGAAUCGCAGGUAAACCGGACUGUGGGAGACCAGGUUGCAACCCCCCCUAUUGUGUCUUCCCCUUCUCUAUCAUCCUCUAGCUUGUCUCCUCCUGUGACCCACUUAGAAAACCACCUCCAGCCUGCACGCUUGUCUGGUGCUCCUCCUUCCACCACUUCUGUGCCUAAUAGUGUACUAAGGCAGAUGGAAUGGGAAGAGGGCAAAAGGGUUGCUCUUCCCAAUUCCCUUCCUCUUUCCAACUCCCUUCCUCUUUCCUCAGCCCCUGCUUCAUCCCAGCCCCUCUCUGCCCUGCUCCAGCUCCUCAGUAUGCAGAGCGCCCAGAACAAUACUUCGCCUACAGUCCCACCCAGCCGGCACACGGUUGUGCCCCCUUCAUCACCACCUUUGGGUACCUCUCAAUCGCCUCAGUAUGACAGCCACCUUGAACCACAAACACAAAUCCACAUAAAGCAGUCUCAGCCCCAAAACCUAGUGCCCACUUUGGAGUCUCUUACUCAACUGGCAAGUACUCAGCCCCUUUCUCUGACAUGCGAAGACACAGACGCAGUUGCAGUAAACCUGAAAACAACAGCAAAUAGUGCAGUUCUGAAUCUGAGCCUGCCUCACACAAGCACCAGUGCAGGAACUGAGCCUUCCAUUAACAGCCAUACUCUUGGUGUGAUGAGCCAGUUGUCUUCAUCUCCCUGCCUCUCUGCUUCGGUUGUGUCACAGAAAAGCUCCGGAGCCAAACUAGGGGAUGUUGGAUCUGAUCAAAACAUCUACCAACCAAACCAGUCAGAACAAAACCAGGCUACAGAUAAUGAGGGUGCUGUAAUAUCCGAAGAGCAGCAGAAUUUGGAGACUAAGCUACUUUCUGGCUGUGACCACGACCCUAACCUUGCCCUAGCCCAUGCAUCUGGCCCCACUUCAGCUGAUCUUCCAAACUCUGCAACUGAUCAUGCAAGCACCUUGCAGCUGGCUGAAUCUUUCCCCUUCAUGACACAAGAACAACUCCUUCAGCUUCUCUCCUCGAAUGCAGCCUUGCCUUCCCUUCUUCCCCCUUUCUUAGGGUCCCUGCCUCUCGGGCUCUGGACGAGCACUCAGGCUCCCACAACUGGAGCCGCACAGACUCCACAACACGCAAGCAACCUCCUCAACCAGGCUUCUUUACUCAAUGUUCUGCCUUCUGCACUGGGACCGCAGGGGGACCUCCCUCUUAAUCUCGUCAGUCUGUUGAAUCCUCCUUCUCCAGGGCCUCCACUGGCUCCAGGUGUAGCUGCAGGGCUUGAGGCUGGUGAAAAGAACCCUGGACUACAGGCGCUGCUCAUGGCAUCUUUGCUUCUUGGGCAGAACCCAGCUGCCAUGCUCCCAUUGCCGGGACUCAAUUUAGACCUCCCUCCACUGCAGCAGGUAUUCGGGGAAGGGAUGUCUCUAGAGAAGACCCCGGCUCUGCUGGAUUCUGUCUUGAUGGGGCCGGGACUCCUAGAUGCCCUCCAGGCUCUAGCACCACCUGCAGAUGGCCAGUCGCUUUUGCUCUCUGCCCAGCUCACUUCUCCUCCCCCUCCUCCUCCCGCCGCCUUCCUGUCCCUGAACCCUGCACUGCUGGCUGCAGCCCUUGCACAGGCUGAAACCCUUCCCAACCACACACCAUCCCCCCCACCUCCUACUCAGGGUUCUGCACUGGUUUCUACCUCUGUGUCCUGUACCCCAAUGGUACCAGUCACUGGACAGGAAACAUGUGACUCACUGACUGAGCACGACAAGACCAACAGCCAGACGCCUCAAUUUCUUCCCACAAUCUUGUCCCAAGGGGUUCUGGGUGACCUGGCAGCUUUGGGUAACAUCAAUAAUCUCCACAGUUUACUAGCAGCAGGGCCUUUGUUGUCACUUGGAAUGCCACUAUCACAGAACCAGGCUGCCCUUAACCCACUAACGUGCCUGCAGUUGUCUAUGGGUCCAACACUAAUGGGGGAGAAACCACUGGCUGUACAUGAGACCACACCUGCACAAGAAGACCUCCCUCCUUCCCAACUGUGCCAGGAUUCCCUGCUUAAUCCUGGUCACCUACAGCCUCCUACACAGCAGAAGGAAGAAUCAGCAGCGGCUGAACCAGGGCUCAUUGACCCGUAUGGUUCCUUUAUGGACACCAUCUACACUUCCUUCCUGCAGGUGAGUGGGCGUGGCUCAGAAGGAGGGAGUGACACCAAUGCGCUCUCGUACCCAGAGCUCGCACCCUCUCUUAGUCCUCGGCGAGCAUGCUCGGUACACAAUCUUGACUUGUCCCGCCUCAGCAUGGAAGCCGCCCACUCUCCAGCACGUGGCACGCCCAAACUCAGUGAAGACCCGCCCACCACUCCACCCUGUAAACCUGCAGAGUCUCAUCAACCAGAUGCUCCCCUUCAUCUCACAUUCAUGGAAGAGGCAAAGACUGACGGCUCAGCCAAGCUGUGUGUCUAUAGUAACGGUAUCGGUCCAGGAGCAGGAAGGGAUGACGACGGUGAGGAAGAACGGAGACAGGCACCGGGGUACUUGAGCCCCAGAGAGAGAGGGAACAUUGACCCUGUGGAUGAUGCCAUGGGUAAUGUGAACACAGAGCAAGGGAGGGCUUUAGAAAUGCGGACAGGAGCCCGAAGGGGACGGAAAAGAAAACAAACGCUGCAGAGAGGGCCGGAGUUUCCUGGAGAUAUCGAGCGCAUCAUAGAGGAACCAGCAGCUACAAUAGCACUGCAGAGGCCAGCGAGAGGGAAAAGGCGGCGUGUGGUCAGAUAGACGUUCUAACAGAAGCCCUUAUCCUACUGUACUUUACACACCAACACCAGCACUGUCAGUAUGGCAAACCCCACAGUGUACAGUUGAGCUACACUGUGCUGUCCUGCAGAACGCACUCCAUCUUUUCAAAAGCCUAGUUACCUCACUCGCCUCCUUUCUUCAUUCUUCCCUCUCUCUUUUCGAUUGGACUUGUUCUGUUUUUACAUUUUUCUAGCCACAGUGACCAGAACAAUACAAAUGAUGUAAAUGGCUAGCCAACACUACUGCAUAGGAUGUCUCUCUCUCUCUCUCAUUUUAUUUUCAGUCCUUAUUAUGGGCCUGUAACGCCCUCUAUCGGCCAAUCAUAGUUAUAGCAUUCCCUUUAAUUUUCUUUCCUACCUGCCAUGGAUCAUGCUGGAGUGAUGCGGGGAUAAAUUUCCAUCAAAACUUUGACUGAAAUCAAAUAUUUACAGGCUUAACAUUGUCACUGCGUAUGUGAUGACCUACGUAACCUCAUGAGUAGAGUCUCCUUUCUUACACACUGUUGUGUGUAAGGAAAGUAUGUACUGUAUACGUGUAUGUGUGUGUAAGUCAGGGGGCGGAGUUCAAUACUGUGAGCUGUGGCAGUCUGCUUUUAUAGUCAGAGCUGUAACUCGCCCAUUCCGUUUCCUCUGACAUCAACUGCCACCUUAUCAACGUAGGCACAAAAUAUUAAAUUAAUGGUUUAAAGUAAUAAUGAGGAUGAUUAUGCAAUUUUAAUAAUGAAUUUAUGUAAAUAUGUACAGUUUUAGUAUUUUAUUUUGUACACUUUUUUAGGAAAAAAUGAUCAAUUUGUAAAGUAUUUCCUCCCCAGAAACAACCCCUUUCCUGUCCCAUAUUUACAUUGGUUUUGUAAAGAGAAUACUUUGUGAUCAGUAGCAUUUCUUUGUUUUUAUGGGAGUCAACUUUUAUUUAACAAAUUAAAACAAUUACCUGUA
Clarias gariepinus (North African catfish) is the source of this 6426-nucleotide messenger RNA. It is a transcript of the gene mbd6, whose product is annotated as methyl-CpG binding domain protein 6. Gene Ontology annotation, molecular function: chromatin binding; DNA binding. Gene Ontology annotation, cellular component: chromocenter; nucleus. The coding region runs from base 1100 to 5470 and encodes 1456 amino acids. The transcript is spliced from 13 exons. The record is from RefSeq and is a predicted model, not a curated record. Lineage: Eukaryota; Metazoa; Chordata; Actinopteri; Siluriformes; Clariidae.